AUGCAGUCUAGCCAGGUACGAUGCCAUGAUGGGCGUGGUGAAGAUAGCGAAUCAGCUGCUGAGCUUCGGGGGGCAAACUAUUCAAAGCCGGUCAUUAUAGGUCUAUAUGGUCUUCCGGGGUCUGGAAAAUCAUUUCUAUUAGCUCAGUUGGGGCGAAACCUCAAUGACAACUUUACAUGUCAUGAUGGCAGCCAGGUCAUUGCAGCUGUGACUCCAGGAGGCCUCGAAACAUUCAAAAGCUUGAAUGAAGAUCAGCAGAUCGAGUAUCGCGAGCGUGCCAUGGCCAAGGUGAAACAGGAAUGUUGUGAGACUGGGAAAUGUGCCAUAGUCGCCGGGCAUUCGAUGUUCUGGGCCGAGGAAGAGCAAGAUGGUCAAAUGGUUUGCACGCCAGCUGAUCUCAGGACGUAUACUCACAUCCUGUAUCUGGAUAUCCCGCCUGAGGUUAUCGCGGAAUAUCGGAUGAAUGAUGUGAGACGGAACCGUCCAGAUGCCUCAAUCGCUCAUUUGGCUAGAUGGCAGAAAGCCGAGAAAGAGAACUUAUUCUGCCUUUGCAGAUCGAACGAGAUCCUUUUCAUGACCUUGUCCCAAUACCAGACAUCUUUGCACAGCCUUAUCCCUCUCCUUCAAGACUUACACAAGCAUACAGAAGACUUCAACACCGCGCUCGCCGAGCAGCAGAUAGACCAGUUCAUUACCACUAGCUCCAAUCCACCAGAGACAGUGCUAGUAUUCGAUGCCGAUAAGACACUGGCUCCACAAGACAGCGGCAUCGUAUUUUGGGAGCGGGACCCUAAAUCUCCUACCAUGGAAGCCGGCAGCUCCCCGUUGAAGGAGAUCUUCAGCAGCCCUCUGCAGUAUUCGUACACUGCAUUCCGUCAAGCGACACUACUGUACGAGGCAGCGAUGAGCAACACCGUCUUCGAAACUCGCUGUGGGGAAGUGGCAGCCAAAAUCAAAAUGUACGCAGAGUUCGUGGACCUGUUGCAGCUAGUAAAGGGCCAGACCCAUGUUGGUGCACUUGUGGUUACCUGUGGACUCCGUCGAGUUUGGGAGAAAGUCCUCGAGGCAGAGGGAAUAUCGCAGACGGUAAAAGUCAUUGGCGGAGGACGCAUAUCGGAUGGAAUUGUUAUGACACCAGCAUUGAAAAAGGCACUGGUGGAACGCUUGCGGAACCAUGGUAAAAUGUAUAUCUGGGCAUUCGGAGAUAGUCCACUAGAUCUAGGAAUGCUAAUGGCGGCACACCAAGCUGUCGUCGUGACGGGUCAAGAAAACACGAGAAGCCGCAGUAUGGACGAAGCUUUAGCGGCGUGCAUCAGAAAGAACGGGUUUCGACCGCGACAGGUUCUUCUGCCCCCCUAUACAGCGCUUCGUCUCGAUGCAUCUCGGUUGCCUGUGGUAUACUUGACAGAGCAGUUCUUCAUGGCUUCGCUGUUCUUUCGCCGCCAACCCCUUCAUGUUCUUCAUGCUACAGAGUCCUCUGCGGCCAAAUUGCUCAUGACUCCAAUGCGCAAUGCAAUGCUAUCGGGUCCAGUGCUACGGGAAUUUCAUCGCCGAGUCGGAUGGUACCUUGCUAUAGAAUAUUGCACGCAGAUUCUUGGCAUCGAAAACUACCCAAUCGAUCAUGUUCAGGGCCACCAGACCAGUGGCUAUCAAGUUAUGCACGAGAAAGAGACCUUGAUUGUGCCCCUGAUGCGUGGUGGCGAGCCAAUGGCCUUUGGAGUAAAUGAUGCCUUUCCCCUUGCCAUGUUCCUACAUGCGAAGGUGACGAGUGAUAUCAGAACCGAUCAUCUACGGAAUUGCGCCACUGUCAUACUUGUUGACUCAGUGAUCAACACUGGCGAAUCAAUCUUGGAGUUUAUACAGCAUAUCCGGAGCCUAGAUUCCGCUAUUCGCAUUGUGGUGGUUGCUGGUGUAGUCCAGGCGCAAAGUGUAUCUUCGAGCGAGAUUGCGUAUGAACUUAGUCGAUUUCGACGGCUGUCUUUCGUUGCACUUCGGCUUUCGCAGAACAAGUUUACCGGAAAGGGAACCACCGAUACCGGGAAUAGAUUGUUUUCAACCAUCCAUUUAGCUUGA
Penicillium nucicola is the source of this 2073-nucleotide messenger RNA. RefSeq lists its product as uncharacterized. The transcript has a single exon. NCBI's taxonomy places the organism in Eukaryota, Fungi, Ascomycota, Eurotiomycetes, Eurotiales, Aspergillaceae. The coding region runs from base 1 to 2073 and encodes 690 amino acids. Gene Ontology annotation, molecular function: magnesium ion binding. Gene Ontology annotation, cellular component: cytoplasm. Gene Ontology annotation, biological process: L-serine biosynthetic process; dephosphorylation. The record is from RefSeq and is a predicted model, not a curated record.